UCUCGAUUUAACGACGACGACAGCCAAUGCAAUGGCCGCAAACCUGAAGAGGAAGCGAGGACAAGAGGAUGAUCCCCGCAAAACUCGAAAAUUAUCGCCUCCAUUUGAUUCUGAUGAAGAGAAUAACGUUGCGUUAGAUGGAACCGACGAGGACGACGGAGAAGAUGACAAUCCUCCUGAUGGAGAUGACGAGGAGUGGGGCGGUAUUGAGCUUACCGGUGUAACAGAGGGCGGUCAUAUUUCCAAGGGAAAACCAAAGAAACCGCCUACCGGCGUGGAAGUCCGAGAAAUGAAAGAAGCAGCAGACCUGUUUAGGUCAACCAGCUUCAAGCUGCAGAUUGACGAACUUUUGCCUAAUGUACGACCAAAGGAGAAAUAUAAACCACCACUGGAACAAUUCCUUUUGUCGCUGCACACAUUUAUACUGAACGUCCCAUCCUCACCCCCGAUACAUCCACUUGAAGCUGCUCGACCUCUUCUGAAAAAAGGUAUAUCUAUACCAUACCCUAUCCCACUACCAACCGAGGACUCCAAUUGGAAGGUAGCAUUUGCGCCGCCCAGUAACAUAACACUUGUUGGUAGCUGGGGCAACAAAACCUCAGUCAAAGGCAUGGAUGGUAACAAGUUCGGUGUCGAUGUAGCUGUUGAGAUGCCCGAUAGUCUCCUCCAAGAAAAGGACUAUCUGAAUGGUAGAUUCUUCCAUAAACGAUCGUUCUAUCUUGCAAAGCUUGCGGAAGCAAUAUGCGACAAGAAGCACGGACUGAACGUGGAUUGUUCCUACCAUUCAUUGUCUGAUAAUCCCCGGCUCACCAAGCUAAUCCUUGAGCCACGUCCUGGUGUCACCAAGAACGACUUUUCAAAGCUCAAAGCUCAGGUUUGCAUUAUUCCUGUUCUAUCGCCAUCAUCCCCUAUAUCUCUCCAACGCCUCUCUCCCUCACAUUCAAAUGUUCGUUCUUCCGAGGAGACACGAGUACCCACCCCUUUGUACAAUACUGCCCUGCUUACUUCGCUUACCCCGUCCUCUCAUCUUAUUUCAACCCAUGCUCUUCAGCAGGAGGCACCUGCAUUGAGCGAUGCUUUGACUCUGUUGCGUAUAUGGACAAAUCAGCGGGGCUACUGUGAAGGUUCUACUCCUGUCAUUCGCGGCUUCGAAGGAAAAGGGCCAUGGUGGGUCUCUAUAUUACGUGUUCUAAUCCUCGGAGAGGAAACAGGAAAAUCAAAACAAAAACCUCUUGGACGGGGUCUGAGCUCCUAUCAACUUUUCAAGGCAGUAAUCGACUUCCUUGCAACGCACGACUUCCAAGCACAGCCUGUCUUCGUCAAGACUGAAGGAGGUGACAAGUAUCCUAUGGAAGAGUACAGCUCGUAUCAUGAAGCCGUUUUUGUUGACGCUUCUUCACGUGUCAACCUUCUGGCAGAUGUUCCUCUUGGGUCCCUGGAUCUGCUUCGGUACGACGCCAAGGAGACACUUCAGAUACUGUCCUCGUCGUCUUCGUCAUUCGAUCCAUUCACAGAGGCCUUUCUACGGGAUCGCAGACAUUUGAGCACAAGAUUCGAUGCAAUAAUUCGUGUAGACCUCUCCACUUCAAAGCCACGCCAAAGUUCACUUCAUUCAACAAUCGACCAUGGAUCACCCCACAACGCUCUCCUUGCCUCCAUGUCCACCCUCCUGCGCCAAGGUCUAGGAAAUCGUACCAAGGCUGUAACUAUUCUCCAUCCGUCGUCCACCUCCCGUCCACUAUCCCAGGCACACCCAUCUAACGACCACAUCAUCUUCCUGGGCUUUAUUUACGACCGAGAGCAUGCCUUCCGUCAAGUCGACCGUGGUCCUGCAGCAGACGAUCCGAAUCCAAGCCACGCUGCCAGUUUCAAAGAGCUAUGGGGUGACAAAGCGGAGCUGCGCAUGUUCAAAGACGGAAGGAUCGUUGAAAGCGUAGUGUGGGACAUCAAGAAUGCUGAUGACAAAGUCCAUCUUCCGGUGCAAGUUACCAGGUACAUCCUAGAACGCCAUUUUGGAAUUGAGGACGCUCAGUCAUGGUAUUCGUCCUUCGAUUCUCUUCUCCGUCUUCCCCAGGAAAUCUCCAAAAUGUAUCUGGAAUCGGGCAUUGCCGUUGGCUUCAAGGGAGCCCUGAUGGCCUUUGAUGGCCUCGUCAAAGGUAUCAAAGCCCUAGACGAUGAUCUUCCUCUGUCGAUUCUGAACAUCAGUCCUGUAUCCUCUUACCUUCGGUACACAAGCACCUUCAGUCCUGUCCCACUACCUUCCAAAUUACUUCCCUCUACUCCGUCAAACGCAUCAUACCUCCAUGCCAUACCCAUCAUCAUGCAAUUUGAGAAAUCUGCCAAGUGGCCCGAUGACCUCAAGGCUAUACAAACUGUGAAGCUCGCCUUCUUCGAGCACAUAGCAGGCUCGUUGAUGAAGAGUAUAUCCGGUUUAAGUGCGUCGGUCAUGGUCGGGGGAUGCGGUGGCGAGGAUGAUGAUCCCACAAUGGAGAUCCUUACCGUCGAGGGUUGGGCGUUUAGCGUGAGGAUAUGGCAUGAUCGCGAACUCACCCUUUUGGAGAGAGUGAUCAAUACCACCUCAGGACACAUUGCUCCUCAGCCGGGACAGAACAAGAAGAAAGGGAACGGGUAUCACAAUGCAGUCGCGGCAAAGGAGCUAUACUUGCGCAGGUUCAUCCAUGCGCCGAGGCAUCAUAGAGCAAUAUCAAGACUGCAUCAUGUGUUUCCUGCCUUUACAUCCACCGUAAGGUUGGUGAAGCGGUGGUUCGCGGCACAUUGGCUGCUAGAUGGUCAUGUGAGCGAGGAGGCCGUCGAACUGAUUUGCGCGUUCUUCUUUGUGAAGGCAGGAUGGGAGCGGGAGCACGAACAGACUGGUUCCAGCGGCGGCGGCAAUGUGCCAGGAAGCAAGGAACGGGGCUUCUCCAUGGUUAUGGAGUUUUUGCAGAGUUGGAAGUGGGAGGAGGGCCUCGCUCUACCGCUCUACGAAGAAGGCAAAGAAGAACCCGUGCAGGAUAGCAAGAUUUCCGGUGAAGGGGUAUGGGCAAUCAGGACAGAGAUGGACAAGACUGGACGGGUUUGGACCUGGAAAGGACCUGAUGCGAUUGUCGCCCGUAGGGUGCAGGCGUUAGCUAAAGCGACCUGGACGCAUCUCAAGAGUGUCGAGCGUGGAACGGAGAAUAUACAUCCGAUGUUCAACCACCCCACUGGCGAUUAUGAUUUCGUUGUUCGACUGGAUCCCACAGUCCUUCCUCGGUACCACCAAAAUAUUCGUCCGGACCUUUCCCUUCUAUCUCGAAGGCAGGGAAAAUAUUCCAAUCUACAGUCGGAAGAUGCGGAUAAAGCAACUGUUGUCAGACCAGGAUACGAUCCAGCCCAAGCGCUCAUACGGGAUCUCAAGAAAAUCUACGCCGAUACGUUCAAAAUCUUCUAUGACCCCUACGGCGGUGACUCCUUUGGCGGGGUUUGGGAUGCCACGCUAGUAAAGGAGCCCAGACCAUUCAGAGUUAUGGGAGGUUUCUCAAGUGCACCUCAAACCGUCAAGGGUGAGAAAUCAAAAAAAGAGAAGAACAAGACGAGGGAUCUGGUUGUAUUGAAUCAAGCCGCAGUGCUUGGUGAGAUUGAGCGGUUGGGCAGGGGAAUAGUUAAAAGUAUUACUACUCGUUCGUAGCGUUAGUAGGACUUGAAGGGUAUACCACAUCUUCGUUUGUUGGGUGUGCAGAGGCUAUUUCAUCUGACACGGACAGGCUCUUUAAGUUCUCC
This is a messenger RNA of Guyanagaster necrorhizus, 3759 nucleotides long. RefSeq names its product Nrap protein. The coding region runs from base 32 to 3667 and encodes 1211 amino acids. Gene Ontology annotation, biological process: rRNA processing; tRNA export from nucleus. Lineage: Eukaryota; Fungi; Basidiomycota; Agaricomycetes; Agaricales; Physalacriaceae. The record is from RefSeq and is a predicted model, not a curated record. The transcript is spliced from 10 exons. Gene Ontology annotation, cellular component: small-subunit processome; CURI complex; UTP-C complex.